This is a messenger RNA of Mytilus californianus (California mussel), 2162 nucleotides long. Its product is annotated as lactadherin-like. The record is from RefSeq and is a predicted model, not a curated record. Gene Ontology annotation, molecular function: chitin binding. NCBI's taxonomy places the organism in Eukaryota, Metazoa, Mollusca, Bivalvia, Mytilida, Mytilidae. Gene Ontology annotation, cellular component: extracellular region. The transcript is spliced from 13 exons. The coding region runs from base 47 to 1546 and encodes 499 amino acids.
GAUAUAUAGGCACGCCUCGGUUAAUGGAUAUGUUUUCAGAAUCAGCAUGGACACCGCCCUGAUUAUUUCUUUACUUAUUUUAGGAUUUUUUACUACUGAAAAUGAGUGUCAAACCAGUCUCUGCAAAGAACCAAAUCGUCCUAAAAAUGGACAAGUAAACUGUGUCGACAAUGGGAGUGGAGUAUUGGAAUGUUAUGCCACAUGUAAUGGUGGAUUCACCUUUCAGACUACGUCGGUAGAGUUUCGUACCUGUAAUCAGAAAGAUGGUUCCUGGUCUGCUGGGAAUACCUUUCCUGAUUGUAUAGAUUCUGGUUCAAGAUGUCGGUCGUUGUCACCACCAAAGAAUGGAGUUGUUAGAUGCGAAUCAGUCAACACACAGCUGGUUUGCAUAGCUGAAUGUGACAGACAGCAUAUGUUUCCUACAGGACAAGCAGCACUAAAGCGGGUUUGCAAUGCAUCCGUUGGUUGGCAAUCAACCGAUCAAAUACCUGACUGUAAAGCUGGUUGUAGUACUCAGUAUCUUAUAUCAGGAAAUAAAAACAUCACUGAUUCUGACUUUACAACGUCUUCAAUUCUUUCUGAAAACCAGAAUACAUAUUCGCCGAGAAAGUCAGAUCUAUUUUGUGUAAACGAAUGUGGAUGGAGGCCAUCACGAUCUGAUCUAAACCAGUUCGUACAGAUUAACUUACAAAAAGCAGGUAGCUUACUUGGAAUCACAACCAAAGGCAUCUCUGUUGGACCAUCUGAACUUUACGUCACACGGUUUCGAAUUUUACACAGCAUGGAUGGAAAAAUAUUCACUCCCUAUAGUGACGAAAAUGUUACAGACAAGUUCUUUUCUGGCAACACAGAUGCAUAUUCCCCGAAAACGCAGGUAUUUAGUUGUCCUUUCGAAGCCCAAUACAUCCGGAUAAAUCCCUUAGAAUGGCAUGAUGGGAUAGGGUUACGAUUUGAUCUUCUAGGAUGUGACAUCGAUUCAAUACCAAAGACAACCGUGCGACCACAAACACCACCACAACGUGUGACAACAAUAUCCACUCAAAGUACUCCUCAGCCAGACACAGGUAUAACCUCAGGUGCUACAGGAAAGACAACUCUACUGCAACAGCCAUGUUCACCCGUUCUACCUCCCCCAAAUGGUGUUGUCAACUGUCAAAAGACUUCAACUGAACUGUCUUGUACAGCAAUAUGCAAUGAUGGUUUCCAGUUUACUACAACAAAAUCACUUAUACAGCUGACAUGCCAAUUACGAACAGGAACGUGGAGUAACGGUGAAAAUUUCCCUGCUUGUAUACCAAACCGUCGUCAACCUAUAACAGAAAAGCCCUCUAACAAUAGAAAGUGUGUCAGUUCACAAUCUGACUGUAACAUAUAUGGUAAUGGGGACUAUAACACAUGUGGUGAUUGUCGUUAUUUCGCUACUUGCUCAGAUACAUUAGUGUACAUCAGAUCAUGUCCGAACAAUUUAAUGUUUGAUUCUGUAACUGGAACGUGUCAGUUUUCCUCCAACACAUGUCAUUCAAGUAGUGGACUUCCCUUCGGAUAGUGUUGUAUAUUUUGUAUAACGUGAUAGGUUUUUGCUUUUAAAGAUAUUUUGACAGUUAUAACAUAAACUAGUAUGUACUUUUUUGUUAGCUGUUUUUGUUUUUGUAAAUGCUCUCUUUUCUUGUCUUUUUUUCUUGUGUAAUUAGUUUGUACAUAUAUAUGCCGCGUGUAUUUUAAAAAAGUGUAUAGAAAUAAUUAUUUAAUUUGCCCGUAUUGGAUGAAUAAUAAAGAUAUGAUUGAAACAAUAUAAAAAAACGGGGGCUUUUAUUGCUGAGCGUUGCGGAUGAAUUUAAGUAAUUUUGGAAUCAAAGAAGUUUGGCAAGGAAAUCGGUUAGUUUACUCUGAUGAAGAAAAAUGUCCAUGAUGAAAAUGCAUACAAUAAUCUUCUGUAUAUUUGAAUGAUAAACUAUAAACCCCUGGUUCAACAUACUUGUAACUAUGAAAAUAACUCCAACUUUGUUUUGGGAAAGAACGUAUUAGGUCAUACAGUUAAGUAUCGACACAAACAUGAUCCUCGCUAAAUCGUCUCGUCCAAACUCCAAAAUUAAUAUGUCAAAUGUCAAACAUCCUCAUGUCUUUAUUAAAGUUUGCUAAUUCAACUAAAAAUUUAUACCUAU